AUGACGACUGAGAAGAAAGAGAUGGAAGUGGUGAAAGGUCUAGACUUGGAGAGAUACAUGGGCCGUUGGUACGAGAUUGCUUCUUUCCCUUCCAGGUUCCAACCCAAGAACGGUGCAGACACUCGCGCCACCUACACGCUUAAUCCUGACGGCACGGUAAAAGUCUUGAACGAGACGUGGAACGGAGGCAAGAGAGGUUUCAUCCAAGGCUCAGCUUUCAAAACCGAUCCUAAGAGCGAUGAGGCUAAGUUCAAAGUCAGAUUCUACGUUCCUCCUUUCCUCCCUAUCAUUCCUGUUACCGGUGAUUACUGGGUGCUGUAUAUUGAUCCUGAGUACCAGCAUGCUGUCAUUGGCCAGCCUUCAAGGAGUUAUCUCUGGAUACUGAGCAGGACGGCGCAUGUGGAGGAAGAGACAUACAAGCAGUUGGUGGAGAAGGCGGUGGAGCAAGGGUAUGACGUCAGCAAGCUUCAGAAGACUCCUCAGAGUGACACGCCACCUGAGUCCAACGCUGCUCCUGACGACACUAAAGGCGUUUGGUGGAUCAAAUCUAUCUUCGGCAAAUAGUUACAGAAACAGAAGAAGACUUGUUUCACUUCUCUUUUACUUCCUUUGUCUGUGUAAUAUACUACCGCUUCUGUUUACUCUAGUAAUCAUCAUCGUUCUGCUUUUGUUUAUCUUCCCAAUCUAAAUCUAUUUGCGUGAGUAACCGAGUCACAGAAAAGAAUUUGUAAUAGAUGUUUACCAAAAGAGAACUUAAACUAAAAGCAAUCACAUAUAAUAUGGCAAUGUAAUUCGAUGACACAUCACACGACUCGAGUUUGGACGACUCGAGCUGCA
Molecule: messenger RNA, 837 nt
Organism: Eruca vesicaria subsp. sativa (arugula)
Lineage: Eukaryota; Viridiplantae; Streptophyta; Magnoliopsida; Brassicales; Brassicaceae
Source: the annotation of a GenBank genome assembly